Messenger RNA from Pleurotus ostreatus (oyster mushroom), 1035 nucleotides. RefSeq lists its product as uncharacterized. Lineage: Eukaryota; Fungi; Basidiomycota; Agaricomycetes; Agaricales; Pleurotaceae. The transcript has 8 exons. The record is from RefSeq and is a predicted model, not a curated record. The coding region runs from base 1 to 1035 and encodes 344 amino acids.
AUGUCGUAUAAUGCGCCUUCGACGUCGUUCAACCCAGUAACCGACCUCCCUAACAUGAAAGGGAGAGUAGUGCUUGUUACGGGAUCGAGCAGUGGCAUCGGUUUCGCCACCCUGCAACAUCUUUCUCGGAUGGGAGCAAAGGUCUACAUGGCGGUUCCUGACGAACAACAGACGAAAGCAGCGCUCGAACGCGUUGAUAAAGAGGGCCGCGAGCCAGGGCUCGGCGAAGUGGUAUGGCAUGAACUCGAUCUCAAGGACCCCCGGACAGCAAAGACUUCUGCAGAGCGGUUCUUAGGGAAAGAGACGAGGUUGGACUUGCUAGGCAUGUUACCCCUACCUUUUUACUUCCCUCACUCUAAUAAAUUCGUUUUAGUCAACAACGCUGCUUUAAUAUCCGAUGGAGGGAAGCCGUCACUGAACGCCGACGGAAUUCAAGAUAAUAUGGCUAUCAAUUACUUGGGACCGUUCGUUUUCACGCACACACUCCUCCCUCUGCUGGAACAAACUGCAGCCGACGGAACUGAUGUGCGGAUUGUGAAUGUCGGUUCUGCGGGGCACAAGGAUGUGACAUAUCAUUCGUUUGACUCGAAGGCCGCGUGGAAUCACAGGUUCUCGUUUACCAUCUUGCCCACUCUGGCGCGGUACCAAUACUCUAAACUUGCUGUUCAUUUGUGGUCUAAUCACCUCGCGCGCCGGUUGACUUCCAAUGGUUCCAAAGUCAUGCUGUUAAUUGCCCAUCCGGGCGCUAUCCUCAGCGACGGAGCUAUUCGGAAUCUCAAAACCCUCCCGUUUCCAUCUUUCUGGAUAUGGUUGUUGGGAAAGGUGAUGCAUCCGCAGGAGCGUGGAGCGUUCACAACGGUCUUCGCCGGUUGUGCGCCUCGAAACGAUCCGAAUGUCGUACAUGGAGCUUACAUCGUUCCGCCGAAUGUCUUGUUUCAACAAGCGAAGGCGGCACUGGACGAGGCCAAGCAAGACGAGUUGUUCAAGUUCACGAAGGAGCUUUUAGACCAGCUUGACAUCGGCGUCCAGUUGUGA